GCCGACAAAGUCCGGUUUGGUUUUUUCCGGUUAUCGUUUUCUGAUAAGUGUAACGACAACCUCUGUGCAUGUUACCGAGGAAUCUUCAAUGUCCGAGACGCCUCAAAUCACUGCUAUCAGCUUGUAAAUACAAGCGACCCAUCACCCAAACUCACGCACUCAUAGUAGCGACCGGUUAUGUUCAUCAUGGGAUCUCCAUUUUUUGCGAUCUCAUUGCUUCCUAUGGAAGAAUCGGAGAAAUCUCUCAUGCAUGGAAAGUGUUCGACGAAUUGCCUCACAGAAGUGUUUCUGCUUAUAACUCCAUGGUUGUCGCGUAUUCUCGUGGAAACAAUCCAGAAGAGGUUGUACGCCUUUACAACCAGAUGAUCGAUGAAGGGUUUCGACCCGAUAGCUCAACGUUCACUGUGACGAUCAAGGCAUGUGUAAAGUUGAUGAUCAUGGAGGAGGGAGAGAGAGUUUGGGGUAAAGCAGUAGAAUCUGGAUAUGGCAAUGAUGUGUUUGUAUGUUCAUCUGCGCUGAAUCUGUAUAGUAAGUGCAGGAAAAUGGAUGAAGCUACGGUUCUUUUCCGUAAGAUGACGAAGAAGGACCUUAUUUCUUGGACAACAAUGGUGACAGGCCUUGCACAGGCCGGAGAGCCGGUGAAAGCACUUGAAUUCUAUAGGAAAAUGCAAACAGAAGGAAUGAAUGGCGAUGGGAUUGUAAUUCUUGGCGUUUUACAGGCUUGUGCUGAUCUUGGGGAUCGGAAAACGGGUCUUUCCGUGCACGGAUAUUUGAUCAGAAGAGAUCUUCCGAUGAACAUCGUGAUCGAAACCAGCCUGGUUGAUAUGUAUGCAAAGGUUGGUCUUUUAGAGCUUGCUUGCAGGUUUUUCAACUCGAUGACCGAUAAAAACACGGUCUCGUGGGCUGCAUUGAUAUCUGGCUUCGCUCAAAAUGGUUUUUCCGGGAAUGCGAUUGAAACAUUGGUAGAAAUGCAGAACCGAGGUUUCCGACCUGAUCUAGUGUCCCUUGUCGGGGUUCUUUCGGCAUGUUCUCAAACCGGGUCGUUGAAGACAGGCAAAUCUAUACACUCUUACAUCUUGAAAAGGCAUGUUCUUGAUCAAGUCUUGGCUACAGCACUCGUGGACAUGUACUCUAAGUGUGGUGCCCUUUCUCGUGGAAGAACAAUCUUUGAUCAAAUGGAAAGGAGAGAUUUGAUUUCUUGGAACACGAUGAUAUCUUGCUACGGAAUCCAUGGGAACGGUCGGGAGGCACUGGAAAUAUUUCUCCAGAUGACAGAAUCGAACGUAAAACCCGACCACGCUACCUUUGCUUCUCUUCUCUCCGCUCUAAGCCACUCAGGCCUCGUGGAACAAGGACAACACUGGUUCGGCCUCAUGAUCAACAAGUACAAGAUCCAACCGAGGGAAAAACACUACGUUUGUAUGGUUGAUCUCCUCGCUCGGGCAGGAAGAGCAGAAGAAGCUGUCGACACUAUAAACUCUGCGGAAAACCUCGACCCGGGUUUGCCCAUAUGGGUUGCUCUGCUCUCGGGAUGCAUCAACCACAGGAAUUUCUCGGUCGGGGAAAUGGCGGCGAGGAAGAUCCUCGAGCUCAACCCGGAUGAGAGUGGAGUUCAAGCUUUGGUUUCGAACUUCUUUGCAAUGGCAGAGAAGUGGAAAGAAGUGGCGAAUGUGAGGAAGAUGAUGAGAAGCUCGGAAAUGGAGAAAGUUCCGGGCUUUAGCGCCAUUGAAGUGAAUGGAAAGCUUGAAGCUUUUCUCAUGGAGGAUAUGAGCCACACUGAACAUCACCACAUGUUGCAGGUGUUGCAGAACUUGGAUUCUGAGAUGAGAGAGAAAUAUUAUAUGUCUCUUAGCAUAUAAUAUAUUUUUUAAGAUCUUUUGGUUGCAAGUCUAUUACUAUUAUUGUAAUUAGGAUGGCCAUUUCGGUUUUAAGUUCGGGUUCAAUUCUAUUAAUUUUA
Molecule: messenger RNA, 1957 nt
Organism: Tarenaya hassleriana
Lineage: Eukaryota; Viridiplantae; Streptophyta; Magnoliopsida; Brassicales; Cleomaceae
Product: putative pentatricopeptide repeat-containing protein At3g25060, mitochondrial
Exons: 1
Coding region: 69-1859 (596 amino acids)
Biological process (GO): RNA modification
Molecular function (GO): protein binding; RNA binding
Source: RefSeq, a predicted model, not a curated record